AUGGCGGACACAAGGUCCUCGGAAUCCACCCCGAGGGAUGUGGACGUAGAGAAAGGGUUCGUUCCCAACAGCUCUGACCUCGAGGGCGCAACAAUCCGACCUGAAUCAGGGCCCCAGACAACAGAAAAUAGGGAUGAUAUCCCAAAAGAAACCGACCAAGAUCCUAACAUCGUCGACUGGGACGGCCCUGAUGACCCCCAAAACCCUCAAAACUGGCCAUCAAAGGAGAAGUGGCUUAACAUUGGUGUCAUCUCGACUUUAACACUCGUAACAAGAUGCCCCCUAUCACCACUAACCAAUUCCAAGGGCUCCUCCAUGUUUGCACCUGGUAUUCCAAAGAUUAUGGUAGAGUUUCACGAAACAUCCUCCAUGACAGCUACCUUCGUCGUCUCCGUCUACAUCCUAGGCUUCGCCUUUGGCCCCUUGAUCGUCGCUCCCCUGAGUGAGAUAUACGGCCGUCGAAUUCUCUACAACUGGGGAAACGUCUUAUUUACCGUCUUCACCGUCGGAACAGCUCUUGCCCAGAAUAUGCCUAUGUUGAUGGCCUUCCGCUUCCUCAUGGGUCUUGCAGGAUCCGUACCCAUUACGAUUGGUAGUGGCAGUAUCGCAGAUAUCAUGCCUGUUGAGCAAAGAGGUCGCGCAAUGUCAGCAUGGGCAAUGGGCCCCCUGCUUGGACCGUGUAUCGGACCAGUCGCAGGCGGUUAUCUUAUCAAGGCCGCUGGUUGGAGAUGGGUUUACUGGUUGGUCACAAUUAUGGCCGGGAUAUUCAUCCCCCUCUCAUUCUUCCUAAUGAAAGAGACAUUCGCCCCUGUUCUGCUCGAGCGGAAGACUCAAAGGCUGCGCAAGGAGACUGGCAACCCUAAUCUUCGUAGCAAGCUUGAAACUGAGACCAAUAUCGCCGAUAAGUUCAAGCAUGCCAUCAUCCGGCCAUUGAAGCUGCUUUUCAUCACCCCGAUUGUCACCCUCAUGGCUUUAUACGUCGCCAUCACGUACGGUAUUCUUUACUUGCUCAUUACGACGUUCUCUUUCGUGUUUAAGGAUUUCUACGGCUUUGACGAGGGAACUGUUGGCCUCACUUUUCUUCCUGCUGGUAUCGGCAUGAUGAUUGGUGUAGUGUUGUUCGGCGGACUUACCGACUAUGUUGUCAAGAGGAAUAAGGACAAAGGCUUGCCACACAGGCCGGAAAUUCGUCUCACUCCUGCUUUGGCAAUGCCUUGUGGUAUUGUUCUUCCUAUAGGUCUCUUCCUAUACGGGUGGACUGUGGAGAAGCACGUUCACUAUAUUGUCCCUAUGCUCGGUGUCGUCAUUUUCAGCGCGGGCCUGAUGGGUGUCAUGAACUAUCUCCUGGAUACUUAUCCUCGUUACGCAGCCUCAGUGACCGCUGCAUUGGCCGUCCUCAGGUCUUUGGCCGGUGCGCUUUUGCCCCUGGGCGGAUUAGAGAUGUACAACGCACUUGGCCUUGGAUGGGGCAACAGCCUUUUGGGUUUCAUUGCCCUGGCCCUGGUUCCUAUUCCUCUUUUAUUCUAUCUGUUUGGCGAGCGUAUUCGGAGCAGAUUCAACCCCAAGUUGUGA
Messenger RNA from Colletotrichum truncatum, 1572 nucleotides. RefSeq names its product major facilitator superfamily protein. NCBI's taxonomy places the organism in Eukaryota, Fungi, Ascomycota, Sordariomycetes, Glomerellales, Glomerellaceae. The record is from RefSeq and is a predicted model, not a curated record. Gene Ontology annotation, molecular function: transmembrane transporter activity. Gene Ontology annotation, cellular component: plasma membrane. Gene Ontology annotation, biological process: transmembrane transport.